AUGUUAAGGGUAACCUUUCUGCUGCUGAUGGUGACUGCCGCCCUGGCUCUCAUGAAUGUGCUGUUUUUGGUGUCAGAUGACAUGAGGCCUGAACUCUCCAUUUUUAAAGGAAAAGACUUCCCGAGUCCUGUCCAUCCUCCGAUACAUUCACCCAACCUUGACGCCCUGGCUCGAAGGAGUCUUCUGUUAAAGAGAGCCCAUGUUCAGCAGGCUGUGUGUUCCCCGAGCAGAUCAUCUCUCCUCACAGGACGAAGACCGGAUACUACCCAUGUGUAUGAUUUGCAGGUUUACUGGAGAGUUGUGGGAGGGAACUUCACCACCAUACCUCAGUACUUUAAGGAGAACGGCUACAGAACCAUUGGUUCCGGUAAGAUAUUUCACCCCGGACAUGCCUCCAAUUACAACGACCCCAUAUCCUGGACAGACCCAUAUUUUGAGGCAGGACAGGAAGCCAAUGCGUUUACUAAUAAAAAACAUGCCAGCUGGUUUAGUGUGCCGAUGGAUCUUCUAAAGAACAACUCCCUUCAAGACACCCAGAAUGCUGACUUUGCCAUUAAUAUGAUCAGAGAGGCUGCUCCCCAAGCCAGAUCUGGAGAACGUCCUUUCUUCAUUGCACAAGGUUUCCAUAAGCCCCAUCUUCCCUUUGUGGCGCCACAGAUGUUCUUUGAUAUGUACCCCGAGUCGUCUAUCAGUCUCCCAGCCAACCCAUACGCUCCUGAUAAGAUGCCAGAAAUUGCAUGGUCUAAUUACAUAACAACAGAGCUUGGGAAAUUCGAAGACAUUGCAAAAUUAAAUGCUUCAGGAGACAUUAACUCCACACUCCCUAACGAUGUUAUCCUCAAAUUGAGGAGAGCCUACUACAGCGCCCUCAGCUACACCGACUACGAGCUGGGACGAGUGGUCAAGGAACUGGAGAACCAAGGGCUGGCCAACAACACAAUCAUCUCCUUCUGGGGCGAUCACGGCUGGCAGCUGGGUGAACACGGUGAGUGGUGCAAACACACGGACUUUGAAAUCGCCACCCACGCCCCUAUGAUGGUACAUGUGCCGGGUCUCACUGACAACGGCAUCGUGACGGAAGAAGUGACCGAGUUUGUGGAUCUGUUUCUAACUCUAGUCGAAGCUGCAGGUCUUCCUGUGCUUGACUUGUGUCCAGAAAACUCUACCAAUGUCCUUCUUUGCACCGAAGGCAAUAGUUUGAUACCUCUAAUAACAAACCCAGCAAGUCCCAACUGGAAGAAGGCUGUGUUCUCCCAGUACCCUAGGAAUGAAAGCAACGGUGAUCAAAUGGGCUACAGCAUGACCACCGAUCACUACAGAUACACAGAGUGGGUCAAAUUCAACCCACAACCCCUGUACAGGCCAGACUGGACCCAAGUGUUCGGUGUGGAACUGUAUGACCAUUAUCAGGAUCCUGAGGAAAACAAGAACCUGGCGUAUGAUUCCGCCUUCAGCGCCUUGGUGGCUCAACUCAGCAAACAGCUACAUGCUUGCUGGAGGGCAGCUAGACCCAAGUAG
This is a messenger RNA of Haliotis rufescens (red abalone), 1518 nucleotides long. RefSeq names its product iduronate 2-sulfatase-like. The record is from RefSeq and is a predicted model, not a curated record. Bases 1 to 1518 code for a protein of 505 amino acids. Gene Ontology annotation, molecular function: iduronate-2-sulfatase activity. The transcript has a single exon. Lineage: Eukaryota; Metazoa; Mollusca; Gastropoda; Lepetellida; Haliotidae.